AUGUCGCACGCACGCAAGAACAGUCUAUGGACGCCCCCAGUGGUGCAGACGCCGAAGCUGCUAACCGGUAAAUCCAUGAUGAUUACCGGCGGCGUGACGGGUAUUGGCCGCGCCAUUGUCCUCGGAUACUUGCAGCACGGCGCAAACGUCGCAGUGAACCACUUGGGAGACGACAAUUCCUCCUCGCAGUACCAGUCUCUGGUCGAUGAAGCCUCCCACAUCCUUGAUGUGAGCAAAGAAGACGUAGAAAAGCGACUCGUCCAAGUACCCGGCGAUGUCGGAAACCCGGAGACGGGCAAGAAAAUGGUGGCAGCGGUGGUGGAGCGAUGGGGACGCUUGGAUGUAGUUAUAAGCAACGCGGGUAUCUGCGAGUUCAAGGAGUUUCUAGAUAUCUCGGAAGAUCUCUGGACCUCGACCCUAAACACCAACCUCACAGGCGCAUUCCAUACCAUCCAAGCCGGCGCAAAGCAACUCUCGACCCAGUCACCCCCAGGUGGUUCCAUAAUCGGUAUCUCGUCCAUUAGUGCACUGGUCGGGGGCGCGUACCAGGGCCACUACACACCUACGAAAGCUGGUGUGCUCUCGUUGAUCCAGUCAUCGGCAUGUGCGCUAGGAAAACACAACAUUAGGUGUAAUGCUCUGCUGCCUGGCACUAUCAAGACACAGCUGAACGAGAAGGAUCUGGAGGAUGAGACGAAGAGAAAGUACAUGGAGGGCAGGAUACCUCUGGGCCGUACAGGCGUGCCCAGUGACCUUGCUGGUCCAGCCGUCUUCUUGGGCAGUGACUUGAGUUCCUAUGUUAAUGGGGCCCAACUGUUGGUUGACGGCGGGCUGUUUGUAAAUCUGCAAUAG
Messenger RNA from Bipolaris zeicola 26-R-13, 852 nucleotides. RefSeq lists its product as uncharacterized. The transcript has 2 exons. Gene Ontology annotation, molecular function: oxidoreductase activity, acting on the CH-OH group of donors, NAD or NADP as acceptor. Bases 1 to 852 code for a protein of 283 amino acids. The record is from RefSeq and is a predicted model, not a curated record. Lineage: Eukaryota; Fungi; Ascomycota; Dothideomycetes; Pleosporales; Pleosporaceae.